Coturnix japonica (Japanese quail) is the source of this 2356-nucleotide messenger RNA. It is a transcript of the gene VRK1, whose product is annotated as VRK serine/threonine kinase 1. Lineage: Eukaryota; Metazoa; Chordata; Aves; Galliformes; Phasianidae. Gene Ontology annotation, biological process: protein phosphorylation. The record is from RefSeq and is a predicted model, not a curated record. Gene Ontology annotation, molecular function: protein kinase activity; ATP binding.
UGUGGGCGGUGGGGCGGGCGGGUCGCUGGAGAGCUGCGGGCAGUGCGGGAAUUUCGGACGGUGCGGAAGGAGCGGCUGGGCCUGGGGCAGGACGAGGAGGAUCCCUGCGUGGCCAACGCACUAAAUACUGCCAUGGCUGCAAAGCAUUUCUGAGCUUUGCUGUUCAGUAAGCAUACAUACAUCACUGAAUUCCUCCAUGUAGAAAAAAUGGCACCCACUGUCAUUCACUGCUGUUUGCUGAACGUUUCUGCAAACCAAAUAGCAGGAGCGCUUGCGUAGACUUGUGGAUGCUGCCCAUUGAAAGCGAUCAGCGUUUGGCACCUCUGGCCUACCGAUAGUUUGACCAACUUCAAAGAUGCCAUAUAUUAAGAAGACAGCUGGAAAAAAGGCCCCCACGAAAAGGAAACUUGCUGAAGUGUUUGCUUCGGGGGAGGUUCUAACAGACACAUCAAGAAAAGAAUGGAAAUUAGGUGUUCCUAUAGGGCAAGGAGGCUUUGGGCGCCUAUAUCUUGCUGAUGUUAAUUCUUCCAAGUUGGUUGGCAGUGAUGCACCUUACGUUGUGAAAGUGGAACCCAGCCAGAAUGGACCUCUUUUUACUGAGUUAAAGUUCUACAUGCGAGCUGCUAAGCCAGAUGAAAUUCAGAAGUGGACUAAGUCCCAUAAACUGAAAUAUUUAGGUGUACCGAGAUAUUGGGGUUCUGGCUUGCAUGAAAAAAGUGGAAACAGCUAUCGAUUUAUGAUAAUGGAUCGUUUUGGCAGAGAUCUUCAGAAGGUGUAUGAAGAGAAUGCAAAGCGAUUUGCUCAUAAAACUGUACUUCAAUUAGGCUUGAGAAUACUUGAUAUCCUGGAAUACAUCCAUGAGCAUGAAUAUGUGCAUGGAGACAUCAAGGCCUCAAAUCUUCUUCAGAGUUACAAGAACCCUAAUCAGGUGUAUUUGGUGGAUUAUGGACUUGCCUACCGAUACUGUCCUGAAGGAGUUCACAAAGCAUACAAGGAAGAUCCGAAACGGUGUCAUGAUGGAACUAUUGAGUACACCAGUAUAGAUGCACACAAGGGCGUUGCACCAUCGAGACGAGGGGAUCUGGAGAUCUUAGGUUACUGUAUGGUUCAUUGGCUUAGUGGCCAUCUGCCGUGGGAGGAUAAUCUUAAAGAUCCAAAUUUUGUCAGAGACUCAAAGAUCAGAUGUAGAGAUAACAUUUCAGAGUUGAUGGACAAAUGCUUUCCUGAGAAAAAUAAACCAGAUGAAAUAAGGAAGUAUAUGGAAAAGGUGAAGCAACUGAGCUAUGAAGAGAAACCUGUGUAUUCACAUUUCCGAGAAAUACUUCUGCAAGGUCUCAAGUCCAUUGGACAAAAAGAUGAUGGAGUGCUUGACUUUGGCUUGUCAGAAAAUGGAGACGUGCAAACGAACCCUGUUCAAAAGAAAAAAAGAAAGGCAGCAGCUGUAGCCAAUGAGAGCAGUGAAGCAGAAAUGGAAGAUGCAGGAAGUCCAGAAAAAAAGAAGCCUGCUUCUUCCAGAGCGGUAGCUACCAGAACAAGAAAAAUGACGUCACCGAAGCCCAAGAAAAGUGCAGCAACCAGGAAGAGGGUUCAGAAGUAAAUAAUGAAUGGAGCAACAACUUAAGUUGCUCUUCAGCUCAUCUCUGUUAUUUUUUUUAUCAGUUACUGUAGCACUGGAAUCUAUUUCAUUCCCUUUUUUUACAUAAUAAUUCCUGUAAAAAAAACUUGGACUGCUGUUUGUACCUGGUUUUUUUUGUUGUUUUUUUUUUGAAGAAUAAACGUCUCAGUAAAAUGUUUGCAUAAGUUACGUCUGCUGUAGGACCAACGCAACAUUUACCAACUUUGAAGUGAGGAUGCGUUUUUAUUUUUUUAAGAUAAAUUUAUGUAUGUAAAUGCAAACUGAAAGGGUGAUUUUUUUAUUUUUUUUUUCUGCUUUAUAAUACAGUUCUGGUUAUUUUUAAGGAGCGCAAUAUUGUGGCAUCUGAUUUCUUUUAUUUUUGAAUGUAUUUGAAAGGGGUGUGCGCUGAGAUGAUUGAAGUCCAGGAGCCUGAAAUAAUAGACGUGUUUUAAAUAUUUCUCAAGUAUUUUCAUUGAGAUAACAAAAUAGUUAAAAAAACACCUUUUAAUUCCAGUUUGUUAUAAAAUGUGUUUAAACAAUUCUUUUUAGGAUAGGCACUGAGUGUGAGCUUCUUCUUUUUUUUCUUUCUUUUUUUUUUUUUUUUUUAAACAGUAUUUUUUUCUGUAUCAUUUUCUCAUUUAUUCAGAGUUCUUCUGGAAAAAAGAAACUGGAAUUUCAGGCAUAAGGCCCAGAACUUAAGAAAAAGAAAAAAAAGAAAGGGGGGCGGGGGGGGGGGGGGGG